Molecule: messenger RNA, 774 nt
Organism: Acanthosepion pharaonis
Lineage: Eukaryota; Metazoa; Mollusca; Cephalopoda; Sepiida; Sepiidae
Source: the annotation of a GenBank genome assembly
AUGCUUUGCACUGUCUAUAUGCCUUCCCUCUCUCUAUUUCUCCCCAUUUCUCUUUCUUUCUUUCUUUCUUUCUUUCUUUCUUUGCCUAUUUCUUCUACUCUUUUUUUCUAUCGCUCUCUUUCUCUUCUUCUUCCUUCGUUUUCCCCUCUCUCUCUUCUCAUCCUUUCUUUAUUUCCUUCUCUUACACUUCUCGUCCUCCACUUUUCUUUCUUCCCCUCUCUCACUUCAAUUCAUGCUUUCCUCCUUUUCCUUUCUCUCUUCUGCACAUCCUCCUAUCCUUCUUUAAUUUAUUUCACGUCUCCUCUAACUCCCUCUAACCAUUUUCUUCUUCUUCUUCUUCUUCUUCUUCUUCUUCUUCUUCUUCCCCUCCCGUCUGUUUUUUCUUUCUUUAUCCUCUCCAUUUCUUUUCCACUGUCUUUCAAUUAUCCCUUUCACAUUCCCUCUCAUUUCUUUCUUUUAUCAUUUCUAAUCUUUCUUCUUUUUUCUUCUUUCUUUUUCUUUCUUUUCUUUUUCUUUCUUUUCUUUCUUUGUUUUUCUUUUCUUUCUUCAUUCCUAAUCUUUCUUUCUUUCUUUCUUUCUUUCUUUGUAUCAUUCCUAAUCUUUCUUUCUUUCUUUCUUUCUUUCUUUCUUUCUUUCUUUGUAUCAUUCCUAAUCUUUCUUUCUUUCUUUCUUUGUAUCAUUCCUAAUCUUUCUUUCUUUCUUUCUUUCCUAAUCUUUUUUUUUCUUUCUUUUUAUCAUUCCCUAAUCUUUUCUUUUUCUUUCUUUCUUUCCUAA